Messenger RNA from Heterocephalus glaber (naked mole-rat), 4756 nucleotides. It is a transcript of the gene Zhx2, whose product is annotated as zinc fingers and homeoboxes 2. NCBI's taxonomy places the organism in Eukaryota, Metazoa, Chordata, Mammalia, Rodentia, Bathyergidae. Gene Ontology annotation, molecular function: DNA binding; DNA-binding transcription factor activity, RNA polymerase II-specific. Gene Ontology annotation, biological process: regulation of transcription by RNA polymerase II. The record is from RefSeq and is a predicted model, not a curated record. Gene Ontology annotation, cellular component: nucleus.
CCGGCGGCCAGCGCCUCCGAACUUCCGAAAGCCGCCCCCGAGCCCGCAGGCGACGCCCGGGGCACCACAGCCGGCCCUGCACGCGGGCAGGACCCGCAGUCCGGGGAGCUCAGCAGGGCCGCCUCGAACUUUUCCCGAAGAAAAUGGGCACCGCUCCGCAGGGCUGGGCCGCGCAGGCUCGCGCUUAAUAUUCAAUGAUCUCGCUCGCACCUCCCCUCCGCUGCUCGCAAAUUCCACCGGGUCCGUUACUGGGCUCGGACUUCGAAGUUAACGCACGCCCGCCCGGCCGCAAACCGGGGCCUGAGGCCGCCCCCGCCCGCGGCGCCCCGCGCUGACCCCGCCGGCCGGAGGGGCCGGGCUCACUUUGCAACUUUGUGCGGCGCCGGCCGCGGUGCCAGCUCGGUGGUAUCGUAUGCAAAUACGCAUGCUGACGUUACAGAUCAUGUGGGUUUUGGCGUAGAUUCCCCACUGAUCGGCAUUUUCCCCCUUUUUUUCUUUCUUUUUCUCUUUUUGCUUUUUUCUUUUUAAAUUUUGGCCGCCGUCCUCGGAGCGGGCCUCUCUGCCCGAGCCCGGCACGCUGGCUGUCCCUCCGUUUCCCACGGAGCCCGCGGGCGCCGGCCGGGGAGCGGGCCGAGGGUGGGGGAGCCAGCAGAGUUCCAUUUUGGAAGCCCGCGCUCGUCUCCGCGCGCCCAGCCCGGGUCCCCGCGUCCGCGCGCCCCCAGCCCCGGCGCCGCAGGUCCCGAAGCCCUGGCUGCUCCCAGAGUGCAUCUGUCAGAAGAUUCCCAGGAUGUGAGCCACACAAGUGUGAUAUGACGCUACCCAGUGUGUUAGCAAUUGGAACAGUUGUGAUUUUCUGUGCUGAAAUCAUUUUGAAAAUUCCAACCAGAGACUUGAGCAUUCAAAGGAAGCCAAAGCCAUUUGAGGGGGAAUAAAGCCAAAAGUCUUUUAUCCUGUCUCCUGGAAGAAGUUCACUACCCCCCUUCACUCCCCCUACAAAUAAGCCAUUGCACAGGCAGGCAGCAUGGCAAGCAAACGAAAAUCUACAACUCCAUGCAUGGUUCGGACAUCACAAGUGAUAGAACAAGAUGUGCCAGAGGAGGGAGACAGGGCCAAAGAAAAAGGAAUGGCCAUGCCACAGUCCGACGUGGCCAAGGACAGUUGGGCAGCAGAACCGGAAAGCUCUUCCAAAGAAAAUGAAGUGAUAGAGGUGAAAUCUAUGGGGGAAAACCAGUCCAAAAAACUUCAAGGUGGCUAUGAGUGCAAAUACUGCCCCUACUCCACCCAAAACCUGAACGAGUUCACAGAACACGUGGACAUGCAGCACCCCAAUGUGAUUCUCAACCCCCUCUACGUGUGUGCUGAAUGUAACUUCACAACCAAAAAGUACGACUCUUUGUCUGACCACAACUCCAAGUUCCAUCCUGGGGAGACCAACUUCAGGCUGAAGUUAAUCAAGCGCAAUAAUCAAACCAUCUUGGAGCAGGCCAUUGAAGCCACCGACCACGUCGUAUCCGUCACUAGCACUGGCCCCGGAAGUGGUGACAGCGAUCCUGGGAUCCCAGUGAGUAAAACCCCCAUCAUGAAGACAGGAAAACCGAAAACAGAUGCCAAGAAGGUGCCCAAGAAGCCCGAGGAGACCAUCCCCGAAAACUACGUGGAAGGGACUGCCCGCCUGGUGACAGACGCAGCUGAGAUCCUCUCAAGACUCGGAGGCGUGGAGCUCCUCCAAGACACAUUAGGACACGUCAUGCCUUCUGUACAGCUGCCACCAAAUAUCAACCUUGUCCCCAAGGUCCCUGUUCCACUGAACACUACCAAAUACAACUCUGCCCUGGACACAAACGCCACCAUGAUCAACUCCUUCAACAAGUUCCCUUACCCGACCCAGGCUGAGUUGUCCUGGCUCACGGCAGCCUCCAAACACCCAGAGGAGCAUAUCCGAAUCUGGUUCGCCACCCAGCGCUUAAAGCAUGGCAUCAGCUGGUCCCCAGAGGAGGUGGAGGAGGCCCGGAAGAAGAUGUUCAAUGGCACCAUCCAGUCGGUACCAUCGACAAUCACUGUGCUGCCUGCCCAGCUGGCCCCGGCCAAAGUGCCACAGCCAGUCCUCCAGACAGCUCUGCCGUGCCAGAUCCUUGGCCAGACCAGCCUGGUGCUGACGCAGGUGACAAGCGGGCCAACCACUGUCUCUUGCUCCCCCAUCACGCUCGCUGUGGCUGGAGUGACCAGCCACGGCCAGAAGAGACCCUCGGUGACUCCCCAAGUUGCGCCUGAGCCCAAGCGUCCACAUGUGGCCCAGGGGCCAGAGCCCCCACCCAGGGCAGCCAACCCACCCCCUGCCCCUGCCGGUGACCGAAAGAAGACCAAACUGCAGAUUGCUCAUCUCAAGGCCAGCUUUCUGCAGAGUCAGUUCCCCGACGAUGCCGAGGUCUACCGACUCAUCGAGGUGACUGGCCUGGCCAGGAGCGAGAUCAAGAAGUGGUUCAGUGACCACAGGUACCGCUGUCAGAGGGGCAUCGUCCACAUCACCAGUGAAUCCCUUGCCAAAGACCAGAUGGCCAUUGCGGCCUCCCGACAUGGCCGCACAUACCAUGCAUACCCAGACUUUGCCCCCCAGAAGUUCAAAGAGAAAACACAGGGUCAGAUGAAACUCCUGGAAGACAGCUUUUUGAAAAGCUCUUUUCCUACCCAAGCAGAACUGGAUCGGCUAAGGGUAGAGACUAAGCUGAGCAGGAGAGAGAUCGACUCCUGGUUCUCAGAGAGGCGGAAGCUUCGGGAUAGCAUGGAACAGGCUGUCUUGGAUUCCAUGGGGUCUGGCAGAAAAGGCCCGGAUGCGGCGGCCCCCAAUGGUUCUCUGUCUCGACUCGAGCAGCUUACGGGUGCCCAGUUAGCCAGUUCUCUGCCCAGCACUUCACCAGCAAUUGCACAGAGUCAAGAACAGGUUCAUCUCCUGAGGAGCACAUUCACCAGAACCCAGUGGCCAACUCCCCAGGAGUACGACCAGCUAGCGGCCAAGACAGGCCUGGUCCGAACUGAGAUUGUGCGGUGGUUCAAGGAGAACAGAUGCUUGCUAAAAACUGGAACCUUAAAGUGGGUGGAGCAGUACCAGCAACACCACAUGGCAGACGACCACGGCUAUGACUCUGCACCAAGGAAAGCAGUGAAACCAGCUGCCGAGAGCCCAAAGAACGGAAGUGAGGCAGUUCCACACUGUCCCAAGGGCUUCAGAGCUCUCUGCGAAGAGGACUUGGAGCAGCUGGGCCCCAGGGUGAAAGCAGGCAGUGAGCAAGCGAAAGAGUGUUCACCAGCCAAGCCCUCAGAGGGCACCUCAGACAGGUCGGAGGGCAGCAGCCGGGACGGCCAGGGCAGCGACGAGAACGAGGAGUCCGGCGUCGUGGACUUCGUGGAGGUGACCGUCGGGGAGGAGGAUGCCACCUGGGACAGGUCAGAGGGCUGGAGUCAGACUGCAGCAGAGGGCGCAGUGGAGCCGGCUGCCUCCGACUGACAGCGGCCCGCCGAGGCUGGCCAGGCCUAGACAGGCGAGUCCUUCAGAACUGCGCUGUGGUGGGGACAGUCUUUGAGGAAGGAGAACUUCCGUCUUCGCAGGGGGGGUGCCCUCACCAGUGAGUCCAAGUGGAACUGCCACGCUCACUAGUGCCUGGAGAGCUCCCCAUGCACUCCCGGAGGAGGGACGGGAAUCGUUCACAGUGCCAAAGUCCUACUGCUGUUUCCAAUGGGUCCUUGUACAUACUCGGCUCCUCUGACCCAGGCCCGCCUCUUGCUAUACUGGAACUGAUUUGUACUCUACGGGAAUUUUGUUACCUUUUUAAUCAAGGACAACUUCCUUUUCCAGCACUACCACCGCAAGAUUUUUUCCAGGAGUGAAGGCUAACCACAUUGCUUUUCUUUGUUUUAUUUUUCUUUUAUUAAUUUGGGAAGGGUGUGCUAGUAUUAGUGCCAUUAUAGCUAUUGGAUUUUAAGUAGGGAGAAUUUAUUUUUAAAUGUAGCCUGAAGUUUGGAAGGUUUCUUGGUGGAAAGGGCUGGAUUGGGCUGUCUCCACUCUGAGUGGAUCUGCAGGUGGCAGAUCUCUACAUCAAAUGCACUUCUGGUUCUUCCGGGCUGCUUUGGGACCCCUGCCUCACCCACACACAGGUUUUCCACUCGUCUGACUUCUCCACUGCUUGUCUCAGGCCAGCGUGGCCAGCAGCGCUAGAAGGACUGGGUAGCAGGUGGCUGUUCUCUUAAGCACCUUUUUAAAUACCAGCAGGAAGGGCUCCACAUUUAUUAGCACCAUCUAUGCUUAUGAAGUUAAACAAACAAAAGAUCUCCCUUUCAAGGUGGUACAAAGACAAACAGCUUUGGGUUUUCAUUUCUCUUCUUAACUGCCUUUUCUUGGUGUGGUAUUUGAGAAGCUUUAGCUUGAAGCCUCACCAUGAAUCGAUACUUUGUGUGCGUGCGUGUGUGCGUGCGUGCGUGCGUGCGUGUGUGUGUGUGUGUCUGUGUGUUUUGGGCCAAUUUUAGAUACAUGAGUGCACUUUUUUUUUUAGAUAGUCCUAACUUUUAAAGAAGGAAAACCAAGAGAUACAUCCGGUAUAAAUGUUGCAAUGUGAUUUUUGUUUGCAAUCCCUUUUCCCCUCCUGACAUCCUUCUGUUGAGUACACUGCACAAAUAAAAUGCUAGGGAGUUUGAAUAAAAACCAGUUUUUCUAACUUGUUGCUCAUUUGUUGUAACUCAAUAAAGCAAAGACUAAACAUUUUUA